AUGGAUAUACAAGUGGCAAAUCAUAAGAACUUCUCUGUCAAUGAAACGGAAGAUGUAUUGAAUACUCUUAGGAAUAAAAGUGAAUCUAAUAUACAAAAUAUAGUUGAUGGAGGCUCCGAGAAACCACUUACACUGGAAGAUGUAUUAUAUGAAACAACUUCUGCUGCUUCUGCAUAUAACCGUACUAACUAUGGUUUAUUGGGUAUUUUGAAUGUUAUUCGUAUGACAGAUUCUGAUUUAAACAUUUUAGCACUAGGCACAGACUUGACAACUUUAGGUCUAAAUUUGAAUUCAUCGGAAUGUCUGUAUAUUAACUUUGAUUCUCCGUGGAAUAACAAUAAUAAUAUAGAGAGUAACAAUAGUGAAAUAAUAAGAGCAUUUUCUUACUCUCCUACCUAUACACCACAAAUGAUAGGUUUAAAAUCUUCAUACGUACAGAAGUUUGCUCUGGAAACCCUCUUUUACAUAUUUUAUAAUAUGCCACAAGACCUUUUACAGGGAUUUGCUGCAGUAGAAUUGUGCAAUCGUGGUUGGCUUUACAACCCAGAAUUAUUUCUUUGGUUUACCAAGAUAAAAAGGAGUGAAGAUAAUAAAUGUGAAUGGUUUGUCUUUGAUAUUAAGAAAUGGGGUAAAUUCCCAAGUUCAGAACCACUUUCAGGAAUUUUAUUAUCUAUUGAUGAUAUUAGACCAAAUGUAGAAGAAGGUGUACGUAUCCACUCUAAGUGGAUUCAGGAACAAAAUCAAAUUUAUCAGAUGAUGCAACAUCAAAUUCAACAGCAGCAUUCAGCUGGAAGAUCAAAGCAAGCCGAACUACCUAUUCAAACAGGGAAUUCAGCUAGUGCUGAUUUCUCAAAUAUACACAAUAAUCAGAGAAACCUUCAAACAGCCUACUCUCCAGGUGGCGUUCAUACUUCAUUAUCUAAUAUGAAUUCAAAUUUUAGACCAGAACAUAGACCUGCAACAAAUUUUUCUAAUCGUUAA
Molecule: messenger RNA, 981 nt
Organism: Cryptosporidium muris RN66
Lineage: Eukaryota; Apicomplexa; Conoidasida; Eucoccidiorida; Cryptosporidiidae
Product: NOT2 / NOT3 / NOT5 family protein
Exons: 1
Coding region: 1-981 (326 amino acids)
Biological process (GO): nuclear-transcribed mRNA poly(A) tail shortening; regulation of DNA-templated transcription
Cellular component (GO): CCR4-NOT core complex; P-body
Source: RefSeq, a predicted model, not a curated record